AUGGCUCUCAAGCGAUCACUAACUGCGGUUCUAGCAUGUGCAAUCGCCGUCUGCGCCCAGCUCGAGGGCCUCACCGAGUUGACGCCCUCUUUCCUCCCUCUCCAAGAAGAUGCCGGCACGACAUCGCUCUUCCCUAUGCCGCCUUGCGGUAACUUUGACCUCGUUGAAGCUACCAUCGACGACAUUCAAGCUGCCAUGGCAAACGGCACCUUGACCUCGACCCAACUCGUCAUCUGCUGCCUGCAGCGGACCUACCAGACCCAGGACUACCUGCGCUCCAUCGCCCAGGUAAAUCCAGACGUCUUUGCCAUUGCUGCAGCCCUCGAUGCCGAGCGCGCCACGGGUUCUGUUCAUCCUCAUGGGUAG
This is a messenger RNA of Chaetomium fimeti, 366 nucleotides long. RefSeq lists its product as uncharacterized. Bases 1 to 366 code for a protein of 121 amino acids. The record is from RefSeq and is a predicted model, not a curated record. NCBI's taxonomy places the organism in Eukaryota, Fungi, Ascomycota, Sordariomycetes, Sordariales, Chaetomiaceae. The transcript has a single exon.